UUGGACGGCAAAAUUGUCUUGUGGAACUUUUCGACCCGAAAACACCACAAAUUACCGGUCGCACCAAUAAUCGAGUUUCUGCGCGGAUUAGGCAUUUGGUCAUUUAUAGGUUAUGGGUUUGGGUAUGAUUCUAUUCGCGAUGACUACAAGUUGGUGAGGAUUGUACAGUACUAUGGCGAAAAAGAUGAUUCACUUUAUUUUGAAGUUAUGGUUUAUAGUCUGAAAUCGAAUUCGUGGCAAAGGAUUCAAGAUUUCCCUUAUUACCUCCCAUACAACCCAGGCCUGCUACAGAAUGCUGUGUUUGUUAGAGGGGCUUUGCACUGGAUUGUGUGUCGAGAACCCAGGUCGGUUGAGGCAAACUUGAUAGCUGCUUUUGAUCUUGGGGUUGAGGAAUACCGGUUGGUGCCACAGCCUGAUUAUUUGGAUAAGAAUAUUGGUAUGAGUCUGGGGUCAUUAGGAGACUGCCUUUGCAUAAAUUGCAAUUAUGCUAGAAGAGACCGAGUUGAUAUAUGGGUUAUGGAAGAGUAUGGGGUGAAGGAAUCUUGGACUAAAUUGUUUUCUGUUAAGCAAUUUGGUGAUGUGAGGCCUCUAGCAUAUUCAAGGACUGGUGAGGAAGUACUUCUGUACCAAGGACAUGCAAAGCUUCUUUGGUUCGACUUGAAAAGGAAAACACUCAAGAAUGUCAGGAUUCCUGGUUGGCCGACUUUCUAUGAAGAUCCAAUUUGUGUGGGAAGUCUAGUUCCACUCCCGGUGGAUGAGAUGGAAAAAGCAGCAAGAAUGAGAGAAGCUGACAGCAAGAAGAAUAGAAAGGAGAGAUCAUUUUUUUAUGGAGUAUGGAAGAAGAUAGUGUACUCGAACACAACUUAACUUAUCUGAUGAUGGUGUGCGGCACAAAGGGCAACCUAUAGAAAUCAUAUGAGGGAUUCCACGUGGACAUCAUUAGCAGACAAUGCUAGAUGCAGUUAUUUUUCUAAUUGUCUAAUGUUUUGUUUUGGUUAUGUAUAAUUAAACUUGAUGACUGUACAAUACGUAUCACACUAGAAUUAACUCAUGUACAUCUUUUACUCUAUUUAAAUUUAACUAAGGCAUGUAAUUCAUGUUUUAUUUAAACUUGAUAUUGUAUC
Messenger RNA from Cornus florida, 1124 nucleotides. Its product is annotated as F-box protein CPR1-like. The transcript is spliced from 2 exons. Lineage: Eukaryota; Viridiplantae; Streptophyta; Magnoliopsida; Cornales; Cornaceae. The annotation marks the transcript as partial. The record is from RefSeq and is a predicted model, not a curated record.